Gamsiella multidivaricata is the source of this 1194-nucleotide messenger RNA. RefSeq lists its product as uncharacterized. The annotation marks the transcript as partial. NCBI's taxonomy places the organism in Eukaryota, Fungi, Mortierellomycota, Mortierellomycetes, Mortierellales, Mortierellaceae. Gene Ontology annotation, cellular component: MUB1-RAD6-UBR2 ubiquitin ligase complex. Gene Ontology annotation, biological process: ubiquitin-dependent protein catabolic process; establishment or maintenance of cell polarity. The transcript has 3 exons. The record is from RefSeq and is a predicted model, not a curated record.
UUUCCCUCCCCUCCCUCCCCUCUCUUUUAUUCUUCCCCUUUACCACCCCACCUCCCUACAGCACAUCGCCUCUUCCGUGUCGACCGCGCAUAGUGCUCCUCUUACAACUGGACAGGGUGCUGCUGUGAACCUGGAGAGAUGGGUAGGGUGCAAUAAAGAAAAGAGGCCAAUGCAACAAUAACAGAGCACGAAAUAUCGCGAUGACACAGUUGAAUGGGCGGUGCAAUACGAUAGCCCGGAUUUUUUUUUUAUAACCCAGCAUCCAUUGACAUGGCUAGUCUGAGAGAGAUCAUGAGGGAGCCCAACUUUUCCUUUCCGAACCAGAACAGGGCAGCCAUCUGCAUCACCAGCUCCAUAUACGACCGGCGUGCCCUGGACUGCACAGACUAUGUCCCUAUCAUCAACACCCUCACCAACCUGGCCUACCUCACCGGCUCAACCCCUACCAUCCGCGAAUUCAUCACCAAAGACGGUGGCCUCGAGCGACUGGUCACUAUUCUCAAAAACACCAAGGUGAACGACAAGAAGAAUGGUCUCAAGUGGACACUUGCCUUCCAAUGUGUAGUCAACAUCGGGGUCCGUGGCACAGAACAUAUCCGCAAGAGAGUUGUACAGGCAGGCAUGAUACCCGUCAUCGUCAACGUCCUGGAGAGCUUCUUCACAGUCCUCAAGUCCGUCAGCGAUGAGAACGAGAGAAAGAGGCUGCUCUGGAGAGUUGAGGCAGCGCAGCAAAACUCCCAACCGAUGCCACAGGCCCAUGCAAUUGAAGGCAACGCCCGGUCAAUACCCAUGGAGAACGGAGAGGCACGACCGCAGCACCAGUUUUUCUACCGCGAGGAUGACAUUCUUCAUUCCCUCCAACUUCUCGCGUAUCUCUCCAAAUACCCAUCUCUUCGGUCCUCAUUCCAUACGGACUCUGGAUCCAACGUCUUUGCUAUUGUCGAAAAGUUCACUCACCGGACGAUGCAUCCUUUAGAGAUUCAGUACUGGGCAGGCGUUAUCAUGCGAAAUGCUUGCCGCAAGGACGAUACAAGGAAGGGCAUCCGUCAGUGUGCCUAUACAGGCUGUGGCAAGUGGGAGACAAAGCCAAGAGAGUUUGCAAAGUGCCGCAGGUGCCGUAAAGCCAAGUACUGCAGCAAGCAGUGUCAGAGCAAAGCCUGGAAUGAGGGACACCGUUGGUGGUGCAUCGAAAAG